Molecule: messenger RNA, 1164 nt
Organism: Scutellospora calospora
Lineage: Eukaryota; Fungi; Glomeromycota; Glomeromycetes; Diversisporales; Gigasporaceae
Source: the annotation of a GenBank genome assembly
AUGGUACAUAAACGUAUAAGAACAAUAGAUGAAGUCCAACGCGUAGAGAAUAGCCAUCUCCCCAAAGUCCAAUCCAAUCCACCACAACCACCUCAAAAAUGUCCACCUCCAAAUCCCUCCUCGCCUCAGCAACAAUCGCACCCGAACGAAUCUCUGCUCCUGGAAGCCGAAACCAGCGCCCGCGCCCGCCUAAGUAAAACUCCCAUCAACGACCUCCCACACAUCGCCGCCUGGCGCGAAGCCUACAAGUCCUUCGGCGCCAAACCGAACAAAACCCGCAACAGCCUCGAAGCUCUGACUCGACGGGUCGAAGCCGGCGAGGAUUUAGACAAAUAUACUGGUGCGCCAAAAUUGAUUCGGUCGACUGGGAAGGAGCCUUUCGAAGCGAAUUCGAAGGGAGAGAAAGUCACCGAGUUCGCGGAUGUAGGGGAGGAUACGAAGCGGGUGUUGUUUAUUCUUGAUGUGCUGGAUCCGGUUACUGAGGGGGAGGUGAGGGCUGCUGGGGAGGAGUUGGUGGAGCCAUUUGGCGAUGAUGGCGUUCACUUCGGUGGGCUUCUCCUCUGCUACCCAGUGGGAGGCGUCGACCUUGGCUUCCUUCAGGUUCUUGCACUGCUGCCGCAUGUUUGCCAUGAUCUUGGGGUUGUCGGCGGUGGAGCAGGUGGUGUCGUAUGUGGCGUGGACCUGUUGGGAUGUAUUAGUCAUAUCCUUGUAGACCCCUUGUCGGGCAUGGACGGUCGAGAAAUCAGAGGGACUUACAAACAACACCGGGAACUCAAGGUUGCCAUCGUUCUUCCUGUUCUUCAGAGUGUAAGCGCGGUUGCGGCUGUGGUUCAUGUACCAAGCAUCAGGGGCCCAGAAACCGGUCUUCUCCAUCGCAGCGACAAAUUCGUUGAAUGUGUCCUCGGAAUCGUAGACGGUGUACUCGAGCGGGAUGUGCCUGUACUUGGGAUCCGGCUUCUCGGCGCCGCCCAUCCAGCCGCCGUCCUUGAUGACUUGUGCCAAUGCGCCGGGCUUUCCAACACUCGCCGGGUUGCCCUUGACGCGGGAAGCACGCAAGAAGGCUGGAAUGUCGGCAUCGAAAAAAGCAGAUGCUUUCUCGAAGUCGGUCUCGUAGAACUUCUGGGAACACAGAGACCGGCUGCUGCGAUGCAGUGUUCCGGGUAG